AACUAAGCCAUUACACUUCGCGCCAAAUCUGUCUCCAGUUAUAAUCUCGACUGUAAAAGUGCUCGUCGAUUUUGUCAUUGAAAAUAAAUUUUUUGAUUAAAAAGAAACUCCAGCCACCAUGGUUCUCGAACGGUGUACACUACGCUUCGCUAAGCUAACUGAAAAUGCAUUCGCUCCGGUCAAGGGUUCAGCUUUCGCAGCUGGUUUCGAUUUGCGAAGCGCUUACGAAUACAAAAUUCCAGCCCGUGGCAAGCAAGUCGUUCUGACCGAUAUUCAAAUCGAACUCCCAGCUGGUUGUUAUGGUCGCGUUGCACCGCGUUCCGGUCUAGCCGCAAAGAAUUUCAUCGACGUUGGUGCUGGUGUAAUUGACGAGGAUUAUCGCGGCAACGUCGGAGUGGUGAUGUUCAACCAUGCCGAACAGGAGUUCGAAGUGAAGAAAGGUGAUCGCAUCGCUCAGUUGAUUUGUGAACGGAUUUUCUAUCCCGAUAUUCAAGAAGUUGAAACGCUAUCGAUGACGGAACGAGGAACUGGUGGUUUCGGUUCAACUGGAACGAAAUAGAUGAAUGUAAAGUGUUCUGAGUGUUCCUAUAUCGCAUGAAGUUCUGGAUGAAGUUUGAUCUCUGAUUUUUGUUUAAUAAAUUUUUAAGUGCCAAAAG
Bradysia coprophila is the source of this 656-nucleotide messenger RNA. RefSeq names its product Deoxyuridine triphosphatase (gene dUTPase). Gene Ontology annotation, molecular function: magnesium ion binding; dUTP diphosphatase activity. The record is from RefSeq and is a predicted model, not a curated record. NCBI's taxonomy places the organism in Eukaryota, Metazoa, Arthropoda, Insecta, Diptera, Sciaridae. Gene Ontology annotation, biological process: dUTP catabolic process; dUMP biosynthetic process.